Neoarthrinium moseri is the source of this 474-nucleotide messenger RNA. RefSeq lists its product as uncharacterized. The coding region runs from base 1 to 474 and encodes 157 amino acids. The record is from RefSeq and is a predicted model, not a curated record. NCBI's taxonomy places the organism in Eukaryota, Fungi, Ascomycota, Sordariomycetes, Amphisphaeriales, Apiosporaceae. The transcript has a single exon.
AUGUCUUUCAAGACCGUCUUCGUCGCCCUCUUCGCUACCUUGACUAUUGCGGCUCCAGCAACCAAUGUUGACGCCAGUCUCGAGGCCCGCAACGACGCCGCAAACGUUGUUGAGAAGCGCUUUGAGCCCGGUUGGUGCACCUUCCACCAGCACGACGACUGGUCCAACGGCCUGGACACCAACCCGACCACCAAGAUCCAGCUCAACUUCUUCGACGGCAAGAAGAACCAGUUCUACACCUUCCCGCAGACCAACGUGCGCGGCCAGAUCCCUUACCACAUCAAGCCCGAUGGCUUCAGCGACCCCAUCACUCUUUCUGGAGGGCCCGACGGUGGCUGGAAGUACGAGUACAAGGGCGAUGUCUGGACCACGUCGGACAAGAACAGAUGCAGCGCUGGAAAGAGGGCCGACCCUGGCAGCAAGGGCAACCACGGGCGCAACACUCAGGACUAUGACUGUGGUUUCACUUGCUAA